AGAUCGGCGGCGCCAAAGCUUUAAUGCUUCAUCAACAGUUAAUGCUCCCUCGGGGCCUCGCCGGAAAUGGCCUCAGAUCCCCUCCUGGCCCCAACGGCGGCCUCUUGGCCAUGCCGCCGCUGAAUUUGGCCGGUAACGGCGAUCAGAAUGAAGUCAUCGUCGACGGGUCCCCUUUAAAUCUGCUAAUCCCGGAAAUGAUGCAUCAGUUCAAGCUCUAUACAACGGAUUUACUGUUCAACCCUCUACUCAACUUCAGCAUUUUCACCACCCUCAGGGCGGAGCGAUGCAAGCCCAAAAUUUUGGAGCCCAGGCAAUGAACCAGGCCGCGGCAAGCGGUUCAAUGGGAACCGCCGGAGGAGGAGGGACGGCGGCGGCGCAGCCACGACAGCAGAGGGUGAGGGCCCGGAGAGGACAAGCCACGGAUCCACAUAGCAUUGCUGAAAGACUACGUAGAGAGAGAAUUGCAGAGAGAAUGAAGGCUCUGCAGGAACUGGUGCCCAAUGCAAACAAGACGGACAAGGCUUCAAUGCUGGACGAGAUCAUCGACUACGUCAAAUUCCUCCAGCUCCAAGUCAAAGUUCUGAGCAUGAGCAGAUUAGGUGGUGCUGUUGCCCCCCUCGCUGCUGAUAUGUCUUCUGAGGGAGGCGGUGACUGCGGGAAUGGAAGGAGCAGUAACGGAACACAAACAGCGUCAUCAUCGAACAACAACAAUAAUGAUGGCAUGACGAAGGAGCACCAGGUGGCUAAGCUAAUGGAAGAGGACAUGGGAUCGGCCAUGCAGUAUCUCCAGGGUAAGGGGCUGUGCCUCAUGCCUAUUUCUCUGGCUACGGCCAUUUCUACGGCCACGUGUCACUCCAGGAAUCCCAUGCAUCCCGGUCUCACCGGCAAUGGCGCUAACACCCGCUUCUGGGGCUGGGAGGUGGGGCUAGCGGUAACGGGGUUGGUGAAGCCGUGGAGAAAGACUGCACUGCGUUUGAUUCGAAGUUUGAAACUCUCGUCGACGGCCGUCAAGUCCACCCAAAUGCGUAAGCAGCACGACGCCGUAUUUGGAAGUGAUAGACUUGGCACGAGGAAGCGAAGCUUAACUUGA
This is a messenger RNA of Coffea arabica (coffee), 1090 nucleotides long. The record is from RefSeq and is a predicted model, not a curated record. NCBI's taxonomy places the organism in Eukaryota, Viridiplantae, Streptophyta, Magnoliopsida, Gentianales, Rubiaceae.